AUGGCACGUCAGCAGCAAGAUGUUGAUGAAUUAUUCGAUGUUAAAAAUGCUUUUUAUAUUGGAAAUUACCAGCAAGCUAUUAACGAAGCUCAAAGCGUAAAUCCUACUUCUCCUCUGGUUACACUUCAUAGGGAUGCUUUCCUCUAUCGGUCUUACAUUGCCCAAGGGAACUACAGGAUUGUCUUGCAAGAGUUGAAAAAUGCUGAUCCCUUGCUUCUUCCACUGAAGACACUUGUUGAUUAUCUUUCUCCUGGAGCCAACAAACCUGCUAUUGUAGCAGAUAUUGAUGCAAGGGUAGCAAAGGGCACAGAGCUGACAAAUGAUAUAUUUAUUCUUGUUGCUGCUACAAUCUAUUACCAUGAAGAGAAUUAUGAAGCAGCGCUUAAAAUUCUACACGGAGCGGAGUCUUUGGAGCUACGCGCAUUCACACUGCAAUGCUUGCUGGCGAUGAAUCGUCCAGACUUGGCCAAAAAGCAAUUGAAACUGCUGCAAGAUAUAGAGGACGAUGGAACUCUUACACAGCUGGCGCAGGCUUGGCUCAAUCUGUCACAGGGCGGGCCGGGAGUACAGGAUGCCCACUACAGCAUCAUGGAGCUUUCUGAGCGGCUGGGCUCACUCGGAGCGGGGCCGGCUGCAGUUGGGGCAGCGGCAGCAGCCUCCAGAGGAAUGUGGGAGGAAGCGGAGCAGAUGCUGACCGAGGCGCAGACCCGGGCGCCCCAGCAGCCGGAGCUGCUGCUGGGCCUGGCCGUCACCGCUGCCCACGCGGGGAAGUCCCCGGAGGUGUCCUCGCGCUACUUGGCCCAGCUGCUCGACAGCCAUCCGGAGCACCCCUUCUGUAGGGAGUACAGCGCCAAAGCGAACGAGAUGAAGCGCCUAGCGGCCCAAUACCAGCCCUCGGUCUCCACC
This is a messenger RNA of Iphiclides podalirius (scarce swallowtail), 906 nucleotides long. The record is from the annotation of a GenBank genome assembly. Lineage: Eukaryota; Metazoa; Arthropoda; Insecta; Lepidoptera; Papilionidae.